GGGGAGGGGCGCGAGGCGCGGGCGGCCGGGUGCGGGGCCGAGACCCGGGGCCGCGCGGCGGGAGGGCGCCGCGGACCGGGUGGGUGUGCGGCUCUGUCGUCUGGGCCGGCGGCGCGGAGACGGUCUCCCGGCGCGCUGGGGAUGAGCAGGGCGCGGAGUCGGCGGCUCUCUGCGAGCGGAAAGUUUCGCGCGUGGAGUUCGUCUGGCUGUGGGAGCGGGAACGGGAGCGCGGGCCUCCCCGCGGGUGCGGGGCUGCGGCGCUCAGCCCGGAGCUGACCUGCACCUCGGGGUGCGGCCGCUGAACUCCGGGACCAGCCUCCACCAACGCGCUGCGAAUCCGCCACUCCGUUUGUAGGUAACUGGUUUUGGAGUUAAUGCUGAAACCUCUACCCCUUUGGGGUGUGGGCUACAACCUGUUCAUGAGGUCCUUGUGUGGCUUGGGCUUCCUCACAGCUUGGAGUCUGUGCUUCAAAAGAUGCUAAGUGGAAUCAUGGGAUGCUGCUUCCUGAGCGAGCCUCCUCUCUGGAGAGGCAGAGUCCUCGUGUAACCUCCUGCCUUGUACACAACCUGUGUCCUCGGGAGCCCAGCUUGCAGACCACGGCAGUGGUAUCCAUGGGCUCUGCUGACCAUCAGUUCAACCUUGCUGAGCUCCUGACACAAAACUACAGCCUCCAAGAAGGGUGUGCUGAGGCCCCACAGUGUCCUGAAAAGCCGGAGGAGGAGCUGGACAAGGACUUCAUUGACCAGAGCUUUGGCGAUUCUAGAGCCUGCUGUGUCUCUGUCCUGCUUACCUCCUUGAUGGUCCUGAUGCAGAGCAGUGACAUGCCCCUGGAUGAGCUGCUUGCACUGUAUGGGUACGAGUCGUCAGACCCCAUCUCUGAGCAGGAGAGCGAGGGUGGUGACACGGCUCCAGCCCUCCCGGACAUGACCUUGGACAAGGAGCAGAUAGCCAAGGACUUGCUUUCUGGGGAAGAAGAGGAAGAAACACAGUCCUCCGCUGAUGACCUCACCCCAUCUGUCACCUCCCAUGAGGCCUCGGACCUCUUUCAUAACCAGAGUGGGUCCCGGUUCUUAGCUGGUGAUAACGGCCCAGGCUCCUCAGCCUCCUCUGACACUGAAGAGGACGCACUUCCUGCCAACAAGUGCAAGAAGGAGAUCAUGGUGGGGCCUCAAUUCCAAGCUGACCUCAACAUCCUGCACUUGAACCGACAUUGUGACAAGAUCUAUGAAAAUGAAGACCAGCUGCUGUGGAGCCCCAGUGUGCUUCCAGAGCGGGAGGUGGAGGAGUUCCUGUACAGGGCAGUGAAACGGAGGUGGCAGGAGAUGGCUGGCCCACAGAUCCCAGAGGGCGAGGUGGUGAAGGACAGUGAGCAGGCGCUGUAUGAGCUCGUGAAAUGUAAUUUCAAUGUGGAGGAGGCCCUGCGCAGGCUGAGGUUCAACGUAAAGGUGAUCAGAGACGGGCUCUGUGCCUGGAGCGAGGAGGAGUGCAGGAACUUUGAACAUGGCUUCCGUGUUCACGGGAAGAACUUUCAUCUCAUUCAGGCCAACAAGGUACGCACGCGGUCAGUGGGCGAGUGUGUGGAGUAUUAUUACCUGUGGAAGAAGUCCGAGCGCUACGACUACUUUGCCCAGCAGACGCGGCUGGGCCGGCGGAAGUUUGUCUCCUCUGGAACCACGGAUACUGAACAGGACCUGGAUGGGCUUGAUCCUGAUGGCCAUGCCCGGCUGCAGUCUGAGGCAGGGGUGCCUGUGGAGCCCCUGAAUGUGGACAUUGAAGCUGGUGGACUUGAUCAGCCUGGCGUAGGCUCGGAUGACCUCCCUUCCUCAGAGCCAGGACCAUGUCCAUUCCAGCAGCUGGAUGACCCCCCUGCUGCACCCUCGCUCCAGCAGCCCACUAGCCUGGCCACCUCUGCUGAACUCCCACCCACUGCUGCUGCUCCAGAGCCGGGCACCAGCCCCAGGCUGGCUGUGGACCUUGCCCUACCUGAGGAGCUGCCCCUUGCGUCCAGCCCUGUGGAUCUGAGCGAGGACACUGCAGAGCCCAUGGCUCCAGCACAGGUGGCCUUGUCGGUCACUGAAUUUGGACUCAUUGGCAUUGGGGAUGUGAAUCCCUUCCUAACUGGCCAUCCAGCGUGCCCAGCCUCCACACUGCACUCGGAGCCCUUGUCACAGUGCAAUGUGAUGACCUGUUGAUCCCUGGUCAUCUGUGGGUACUUGUGCUCAGAGUGGACAUGGCAGCACUGCCAGGCCUGCGAGUCAGUCUUCCUGACCCCCCUUCCCAUGCAGGCCUGUGUGAUGCCUUCUCUGCUUCAGAACAUGAUGGGAUCCAGUGAAGUGGCCAGGGCCACACAUACCCCAGACCUCAGCAUCCAGCACCGCCAAGGCCCCAGGCUGCCACCAUGCCAUGGAGUCAGCCUGGCAGCUGGGCUCCAAGAGGGCCCGUCCCAACAUGGAGCCAGCCACUGGCCCCUCAGCCAGCAGAGGCUGGUUAGGCGGUGCUGCCUGGGGCUUUGGGCAGGACUCAUCCGCACCAGCAGCCUCUGCCCAGGCACCCUCCACAGGCCAGCUCUUUCCCCACCACAGCGGGGUGUGGCCUCCAGCCUCCGCUCAGCGUGGGACUUCGGGGCACAGAGCCAUAUACCUCGCCCUGUGGCCGCCCGUCUCGGCCCUUUGCCGCCUUCACUUCAGGAAAAGCCGCACUUUAUACCCCAACUGCGUCCUGCCUGCACUCCCCACCCUGUGCCCUGGUGGGGCCUCAGCAUCCCAGGCGCGUGAGGAGCAGAUGGUCUGCUCCCUUCCUGCCCCUCUCCUUGGGGGCUCUCGGGGCACAGCUCUGGAAGCACCACCCUGCCACCCACCUGUCCUGCGGGUCUCAUUUCUUUGGAGGCUCCUAGCAGGGUGGCUGGGCCCAUCCAGUCCUUGGCCUCCCUCAUUUUAUUUAUGUUGGUGUUUACAAUUUGGAGUGGGGUCCCUGGGCAGGCAGCUCCACCCGGUGUUGGCAGAGCGGUGCUGUUUGAGCCUGUGCGGCUGGACUCGACCGUCCCUCGCCCCACCGAGGACACUGUGAUGCGAGACUGCCUUUGCCCAAUGCUAUUUUAUUUAUUAAACUUGAUUUGAAGCCC
Mastomys coucha (southern multimammate mouse) is the source of this 3122-nucleotide messenger RNA. It is a transcript of the gene Mier2, whose product is annotated as MIER family member 2. Gene Ontology annotation, cellular component: nucleoplasm. NCBI's taxonomy places the organism in Eukaryota, Metazoa, Chordata, Mammalia, Rodentia, Muridae. Gene Ontology annotation, molecular function: transcription corepressor activity; histone deacetylase binding. The transcript has 16 exons. Gene Ontology annotation, biological process: negative regulation of transcription by RNA polymerase II. The coding region runs from base 496 to 2193 and encodes 565 amino acids. The record is from RefSeq and is a predicted model, not a curated record.